UCCUACAUUUAGGUAAUAAGCAUUUCAUAAUUUUUCAACAAAUCUCUACGUAUUUUUUUUUUUUUCUUUUAUUGUGUUUUUGUGUUUUUCGUGUUUUCUCGAAAUUUGAUGUAAUUUUAUUCUGCCUUUUUGGAGAGCAAGUGCAAAAUUUUCUAGUUAAAGUUUCGCGAUGUUUACGCUAGUUAAGUUAUCACAGCCCUGGAUGCAGUCAAUGCGCAGCGCCUAUAUGCUGUCGCAACGGUUCACCAUACGCCAGUACAAUAAUGAGCACAAUAGCAACGACGAUGACGAAGGAGAGAGACCCACAAAGAUCUCGGCGGCCGCUCAGCUCGCCCAGGCCGUGGAGAGCGACACCAAGCUGGAGUCACCGGAGCCAGUACAGCGCAUGGUCGAGCUGGAGAAUGUGCGCUCCCGGAUCAAUGAGCUGGAUCAGCGCAAGCUGCGGCAUCAGGAAUACGCCCAGAUGCUGAAACAGCUGAUCAUCAAGCCGCCCAACUAUGCCCAGGAGAUAAGGCUGCCAUUCAAGCAGCCCAUACCAGCCAACAACAUGCGUCAAUCGCUUCGCAACUGCUCCAGCACCGAGGAGGUGCUCCAACUGACCAACGACCCAGAGCAGCUGGCCAAUGAGCUAGUGCGUCUGUCCUGGGAGCUAAACACCGAGAAGCGCAAAAACGAUGUCGUACUGGAGAGCUAUCUGGAGCUGAAGCAGGAAAUGCUCAAUGGCAAGUCCAAGGCCAAUGGCGAUGCUUAGCCGACAGUUCCAUACAGAAGAAGAGCUGACGAUAGUGAUAGCAAUCGCAUCAACUUCUCUAGUCAAAAUCUUUAGAUAUAUUUUAGUCAACAAUCAAAUCCUGGCCUGCUUCCUGAUUUUAAUUAGUUUUCAUUUGUUACUCUACAAAUGGUUUAUUUUCACAUUUACAAAGGUUUUCAUGAACAAGUUAAUUAAUAUAUAUACAAUACAUAGCUAGAAGGAUACUAAAUAUAUGAAGGAUACUCAAAAUAUGAAGGAUACUUAAAUUAAAUGACGUAAAUUAUA
This is a messenger RNA of Drosophila mojavensis, 1036 nucleotides long. RefSeq lists its product as uncharacterized. The record is from RefSeq and is a predicted model, not a curated record. Bases 170 to 751 code for a protein of 193 amino acids. Lineage: Eukaryota; Metazoa; Arthropoda; Insecta; Diptera; Drosophilidae. The transcript has a single exon.